GCCAGUUCGCACUUUCGGUUGUCUCAAUCGACGUCGUCUGUGAUCAGCGAGGCUUGCUAGGGCGCCACUUUCGAGCAGUUCUGUACAUCCAAUCAACACUCUGAGCCAUGUCCAACGCCGCCACGGCGGCUAUGCCGCCCGCGCCGACGCUGCCGGACUGGGUGCGGCCAGCCAUCGAGAAGUUCAAACGCCUGGAGCUAGAGUACAUGGCGUCACUGCCGCUGCCCCUCAAGACGCUCCUAGGCGAUGGCGACCCCGCCAGUUUCGAUUCCGACAAGCACCAUAUGCGCCUGUACGGCAGCCUGGCGUUCGUACUGCUGGGCGUGAAGCCAUGCGCGCUGCUGGCGCACGGCGUGUCGUUGCCGUACACCCAGGGGCUGGUGGAGGCGGCGCUGCUGCCGGUGGCGCGGGACUUUGACCUGCAAGGGCACGGGUUCCUGGUGGAGAAGAUACAGCACCGUCUGCUCACGGACAACCCAGUGCAUCCCGGCUUCCAGGGCGCCUGGGUGGUGGCCAACACGCGGCAUUCUGGCUACGACCUCGCCAGGCGCACCUUCCUGACACCCGCACCGGGUGACGCCUGGGCCACCGGAGCCCCGGCGCCGCCCUACAACCCGCGCAAGCCCAAGCCCGCCCCCGCCGCCUUCCGUGCCGCCGCCACCAUUGUCACCGAAGCCCAGAUUGGCGCCGCUCUAGGCUACCCGCUCCCCGGCGGCGACGCGACUGUGCGCUACAUCGACAACACCGAGUCCAAGGAGCUCAAUACCUGCUGCGUGCCGGUGUUCGAGGCGUUCUGCCCAGGCGGGAUGGGUGACAUCAUGCCAGUGCUGCAGCAUUUUACCUGCUACGAGCGGGCGUGGGCGGCACUGGGGCGCGACCUGACGCUGGACUCGGAGGGGCACCCCGUGCUGAAGAUGGGCAUGCAGGUGAUGCAGGCGGAGCUGAGAGGGCAGGGAGGCGGAGGCGCUGGUGGAGAGCGGGGCGCGCCAUCGCGGAGGGGCACGGCGCGAGGCGGCAGGCGCUGACGCGUGAGCGGCCGUGAGAGGGAAGUGUUGGGGUUGUGAGAGCGGGCGGGCUGCGUUUGAGAGAGGAUGGCUUUGCCUGCACCUCCCAGCUGGCGGCCAAAACAGAUCGCUGGUGCAGGAAGGGCGGAUGAUUUCAGCGGCGGUGAAUAAGGCGUUGUUGGUGAGGGCGCCAGCAUCCGCGGCCGAGGGAACGCGGACUUGGACGUUGCAGUGCAAGCGGGCGCUGCAGGCGCAAGGCGGCGAGAAUAGAUGCAAUGGGUCGCGAGUGUGGCAUAAGGACGCUGUUGCACACGUGUUUAGUUGCAGCAGUUCAAUUGAAGGCUUUCCCGUUGAGUGUGGACAUACAGGAAGCUAUAUCCGCGUGAUGCAACGAGUAUAUCGACAGUCCCUACGAAGAUAGGUGCUGUGGCAGAAGGGUGCGAUGGGACAUGGCGAGGGGCAGGUUGGAAGGGUAGCUGUAGCAGAGAGCAUUGCGAUCGGCACCCGCCUGGCACGAGGAACGGGUUGUAUGAGGGAUUGAGGGCGGUCUUGAUAUUUCCUUGAGAGAAUUGUAUGCCAAGGUGGCCCCUUUGUCGAGCCCAGGUCAGAGCAAGACCCAGACAGCUAGGUGUGGUGGGGCAGGGGUGCCCGGGUUGCGGCAACCUGGCAUGUCAGGCUGGUAGGUGGUACGGCGGGUUGAUGCCGGGUUCAGGUACGGUAAGGGCACUAUAGAGGACACGGCAGCAUUGCUAAAUGUAUAGAGCGUGUUGGUGUUGGCCGUGCAGCGGUGUGGGGCAAAGUUGCAGGCUGUCGACGACUUCACUGUGUCGGCGCGUGCGGGUGCGUGCGAUCGGGCGCUCAUCCGAGAGAAAGGCGCUGAAU
Messenger RNA from Chlamydomonas reinhardtii, 1886 nucleotides. RefSeq lists its product as uncharacterized. The transcript is spliced from 3 exons. The record is from RefSeq and is a predicted model, not a curated record. Lineage: Eukaryota; Viridiplantae; Chlorophyta; Chlorophyceae; Chlamydomonadales; Chlamydomonadaceae. The coding region runs from base 108 to 1025 and encodes 305 amino acids.